CAUCGAACCUUGGCCUGCAUUGCAUUGCACCUUCUCUCUCUCUCUCUCUCUCUCUCUCUCUCUCUCUCUCUCUCUCUUUUAAGCCUUCCCCCUUAGCCUCCCAAGUCCAACCUUUUCAUUCGUACCCUCCGUCCCUCUCUUCUCUCUGUCUCUCUCACGCACAUACAAUCUCCAUCAAAUUACAGACAAAGAGAUGGGUUUCUCAAAAGAGGAGAGAACAAAGCGAGUUUCAAGAGGAUUGAAGACUGUUUUCUUCUUAAUCACCAUGUUAAUUUCGUUUCUCUUGUUCUCCGCACCAGUUCUUCUCGUCAUCGCAGACACCCUUCUUCCAUCGGCUCUUUUAUCGGCUUCUCUGUCCCCCUCAUCACUCUCUCUCCAAACCCUUUCUUCUCACUUCACCAACUACGAUUUUCGCUAUUCACUUAUCGAUAUACCCCUCAUAUCCAUCAUCAGAUCAGCCGUCAUAUUAUGUGUUUAUAGCUUGUGUGAUGGUCCGAGGCUUUCAAGAGGACCGUAUUUGGGAAUUACAACGGCGUGUUCUGUGUCAUCUUUGAUCUUUGUAUCGAUGAAGGCUUCGUAUGUGUUCGACCAUUCGAGCGUCGAUCGAGAAGGGUACGUUCGAGCUAUGGAGGUGGCAUUGUUCGUCUGUUCAUUGGCUAUGGCGAUUGCCCACGUAGUUGUAGCGUACAGGAUUAGUUGCAGAGAGAGAAGGAAGCUUCUUGUUUACAAAAUUGAUAUCGAAGCUGUUUCAGCAUGCAAGAAUGUCCUUUCUAGAUACCAAAAGAUUCUGCUAGAAGAGAGAAUGAAAUGACGAAAAAACAUAAAGAACACCAUUCAUAAUAUGGGGUUUCUGCUGUUUUGGUCAUCCAUUUUUCCAGACCCAGGUUUCAGGUUUAUCCAAAGAAGAUCUGUAAUCAGGUGGUCAAAGCAGUAGAAAUACAAAUAUGAGGCUAUAGAGUAGAACACUGGUUCCUUUAUAUACGAUGUCAUUUAUGUAUAUGUGUGUAAAACAGUGCUAUUAUGUCACUGAAGACGCAGCAACUGUGGCUGAUAAUCGGGCUGAGAUUUGCAAACUCAAGUCGAGUUUGUCGAGCUCGUUUUUAGUGACACAUCAACCAUUGGAUAUCUCACUACUACCCAGUGAUGUUUCUCCCCCAAAAUGUACAGAUUUUUUAUUAAAUCAGUAUAAAAUGAUAUAGCAUUUUCAAGAAACUGUGCAUGGUGUGA
Molecule: messenger RNA, 1227 nt
Organism: Ilex paraguariensis (yerba mate)
Lineage: Eukaryota; Viridiplantae; Streptophyta; Magnoliopsida; Aquifoliales; Aquifoliaceae
Source: the annotation of a GenBank genome assembly